This is a messenger RNA of Hypoxylon trugodes, 2510 nucleotides long. Its product is annotated as cytochrome P450 monooxygenase-like protein. The coding region runs from base 371 to 2002 and encodes 543 amino acids. Gene Ontology annotation, molecular function: heme binding; oxidoreductase activity, acting on paired donors, with incorporation or reduction of molecular oxygen; iron ion binding. The transcript has 7 exons. NCBI's taxonomy places the organism in Eukaryota, Fungi, Ascomycota, Sordariomycetes, Xylariales, Hypoxylaceae. The record is from RefSeq and is a predicted model, not a curated record.
UGUGAGAGUACCUAUCUACCUCGGACAUACCCAGGUACCUAGGACAGGUGUGUAGUUGUAGAAGAGUGGAGACUCCUUACCGACCAAACUAUCAUACUGUGUAAGAUUCCUACCCAAUAUAGCACUGGUUCCGCCCUCCAUGGAAUCAUUGUAGUACCAAUGUUACGUGUCGCCUUCGGUGUUUAGGAAUCGAUUUUACCUUGUCAAGAAUAGUCGUACGGGAGAGGCGAUCACAAAUGUUUAAGUAUUUGCCGAAGACUCUCUAACCAAAAUGCCGCUAACUAUAAUCUUCUCUGCAACAAACCCGCGGCUUAAUUACCGGCACAGCCAAGCAAUAUCCAACCACUAAGCUAUACAUCAACUCGUUGACAUGGAUGCUUUGUUGUUGCUGGGUGUCAUCGCCGGCGUACUUGCGCAUAAUGUCAUUUUCAUCCGUGGAGAAUGGCAUAUGCGUAUCUCGUCCAUUCUAAAUGGCCAUUUACUGGUUGGCUUUCUUGUUACUUAUUUUACAUACCAAACCAUAGGAGACCGAAACGUUGGUGAAACAUUGACAAUAUUUGCGGCCGCAACUGCAUCGUAUCUAACGGCUUUAUUCGGUAGCAUGAUUGUAUAUCGACUGUUCUUUCACCAAUUAUCCAAGUUUCCUGGGCCAAGACUUGCUGCUGUCAGUAAAUUCUGGCACAUUUUCAACAUCCGUACAUCAAGAAACUAUUUAUUUCUUAGACGGAUGCAUGAAAAGUAUGGCAGUUAUGUGAGGACCGGUCCGAAUGAAGUCACCCUUUUCGACCCGGGUGUUUUUCAACUACUCGACGGAUGGGGAAACACCACAACUAAGGAUAUAUGGUAUGAUAUAAUGCAGCCGAGAAGCUCUGCUAUAUUCACGCGAGAUGAGAAUAUGCAUAGAGAAGGUCGAAAGGUAUGGGUUCAGUCCCUCUCGACUAAAGCAAUGGAUUCGUUCAACCCACGAAUCGCGGAACUUACUCACUCCUUAUCCCGCUGUAUCGCAUCAUAUGGUUCUGAAGCAGUUGAAGUGGGCGAGGUGAUGUCUUGGUUCUCCUUCGACGCAAUGGGAGAAGUCGUCUUUGGUCAACACUUCAAUCUUUUACAAUCCAAGAAAUGGAUCACGGCUAUUCGUGAUCGAGAUGGUGCUUUAUCUCUGGUCGGCCUCAUCGGCGACGCAAGCUGGAUUGCGCAUCUAGCCUUCUUAAUAGUUCCAUUUUACGGCAGAGUAAAGAAUUGGUUUGAUAUGGUGUCUUUCUGCGAAGACCAGAUGAAACUCCGACAUAAGAACGGUAGAUUCGAAGAUAAGCUAGAUAUGGCUGAGUUCUUCAUCGAGGAGCAUGAUGCGCUAAAAACUAAAAUGAGCUUGGAGGACCGCGAUAACUACCUCGGUGGUACGGCGGUAACAGCAGUUGUGGCAGGCAGUGACACGACUCGAGCUGCCCUCGUUGGCGUGUGUUGGUUUCUGGCGAAGUACCCUGAUCAUGCAAACAAAAUAUUGGCCGAGAUUGCGAAUGUGGAUGUAGACAAUGCUGAUAUUCUUGCCACCCUCCCACACUUGAACGCGUUUGUCAAUGAAACGCUACGCCUCCUGCCGCCGGCGAUGACAGGAACCGCAAGGCAAACGGGUCCUAAUGGACUUCUCUUCAACGAUGUUUUGAUUCCGCCGCACACUAAAGUUACGGCGCCUCGAUAUGUCAUUAUGAGAAUGGAAUCCGCAUUCCCCCAACCCGACGAGUUCAUCCCCGAGCGCUGGUAUUCGCGUCCGGAACUUAUCCGCGAUAGACGUGCCUUUUCACCAUUUUCAGCAGGGAGCCGUCAAUGCGUUGGGAGAUCGGUUGCGUAUUCGGAGCUUCGUCUAGUGGUAGCAAUUCUGCUCAAAGAUUAUCAUAUCGAAUUUGCUCCGGGGUAUGAUCCGAUGACCAUGUGGCGAGACAUGAAAGAUCAAGUCACCGCGCAGCCGGGGGAUGUCAUGUGUUUAUUCAAACCUCGGGAGAAGUAAACAAAUAUGGAUCAUAUUUACACCCAUCUGUGCGGAAGGUUGCUUAGGGGAGAUUACCCCUAGGUUGGUUGAUGCUAUGCGAAAGGAGGCGGCAAUAUGAGUCGCUUAGAGGUAUUGUGGUGUGGUUACAGUGGAGGUGGUGCGCUAUGAUCAUAGCGCUGGAGGAUGCCCCGAAGAUGGAUGCUAGAAGUUAUAGGGCGGGCUUUACGCUAUAAUGUAUGGGGGCUUUGGGUGCCUCCUGAGGAGAAAUUGAGAAUAGAGGGCGCCGACAGGCUUAAUAAGCACUGGAAAGUCGGGCCCAAACCCUAUUCAACCACUAACCUAGGACCUGCUGUUGUGGUGGUUAGGCGGUUAUAAUAGUGGGAGCUCACUGUAAAUCUGCAACAUUAGCAACGCUUAGCGCUUGUAAUAGUGGUAGAAGCUCCCUCGCUCGGGCGCGGGGUGGUGGAGGGGUUGUAAAUUUAGUCGCCAGUUUCGAUUAUAUUUGAGCAUGCGCUGUAAUUUACCG